Globicephala melas (long-finned pilot whale) is the source of this 831-nucleotide messenger RNA. It is a transcript of the gene OVOL1, whose product is annotated as ovo like transcriptional repressor 1. Gene Ontology annotation, cellular component: nucleus. The record is from RefSeq and is a predicted model, not a curated record. Gene Ontology annotation, molecular function: RNA polymerase II cis-regulatory region sequence-specific DNA binding; DNA-binding transcription factor activity, RNA polymerase II-specific. Gene Ontology annotation, biological process: epidermal cell differentiation; regulation of transcription by RNA polymerase II. NCBI's taxonomy places the organism in Eukaryota, Metazoa, Chordata, Mammalia, Artiodactyla, Delphinidae.
AUGCCUGCAAGGGGUGGGACAGCGGCUCCACGUUCCAGCCAGCUAACCGCCAGGGAACCUUCCGGAAAUCCCGCGCAAUCCCUUUUUCUCCACCAAGCCCCUCACUUGGCUGUUCUUCUCUUCCCAGUCAGCCUAGGCUUCUGCCCACCACAGCCCUACAGGGAGCCAGAGCCAUCAGUGGCCGAACCCCCUUCUUGCCCCCUGGCUUUGGACAUGAGCCUUCGGGACUCCAGCUAUAGUGUGACCCCAGGACCCUGCGUGGUGGCCCAGCUGCCCUCCGAAGACACGAGCCGCCUGGCAGAGCCACAGAGCAGGGACCAUGGCUUCCUGCGCACCAAGAUGAAGGUGACUCUGGGGGACACUCCCAGUGGAGACCUGUUCACCUGCCACAUCUGCCGGAAGGCCUUCACGUACCAGCGCAUGCUGAAUCGCCACAUGAAGUGUCACAACGACGUCAAGAGGCACCUCUGCACCUACUGCGGGAAGGGCUUCAACGACACCUUUGACCUGAAGAGGCACGUGCGCACCCACACUGGCGUGCGGCCCUACAAAUGCAGCCUGUGUGACAAGGCCUUCACGCAGCGCUGCUCUCUGGAGUCUCAUCUCAAGAAGAUCCACGGCGUGCAGCAGAAGUACGCGUACAAGGAGCGGCGGGCCAAGCUGUACGUGUGCGAGGAGUGCGGCUGCACGUCUGAGAGCCAGGAGGGCCACGUCCUGCACCUGAAGGAGCGCCACCCUGACAGCCCGCUGCUGCGCAAGACCUCCAAGAAGGUGGCCGUGGCCUUGCAGGACACCGUCACCUCCCUGCUGCAGAGCAGUCACCACCUCUGA